CGGUGGGCGGAGCUUCGAGGCUGUGUGCGGUCCGACCGCACACAGGGCCCGUGAACAGCCCUCGGCUAGUGGCAGGAGAUGACGCAAUGUAGACAUAAACUAUGACGUCAUACUAUUCGUUCUUCUGUUGUUCGCGGCUGCUUAUUGGUUAGCUUUGAAAUUCAUACGUCAUGGCACUUGGACUUGAUUUCGACAGCAGGAGCAGCAAGACAUGCUGGAAAUUCUGAACAAAUCCCAACUGCUCUAUGCCGCAAUUCCGAGAUUUCAAUUUCAAGACGCAAGAUCAAGAUAUCUAUUUCAAUUUGUAUGGAAAUUGGAAUAGGGAUUUGGAUUAACUGAAUGUGAGUGAUUGCUGCUCAGUCACAUCCAUUUGCUGCAUCAUUGGCUUCCGCAGGUCCUCACUUGUGUGUUUGUGCGGCGGUGCCACUGAUUGUAGCGUGGCGACGGGCGUCGGGUGGCCGGGCGGCCGGCUCCGAUGCUGGUCAGGGAUGUGGGGCGGGGAGGCGCCGGCCGGCCGCUGCCGCCGGCUGCUGGUCACCACCGUGCUGCUGCUGCUGCUCGUCGUCACUAUGCUCCUGUACCGGCUGUGCUACUCCUCUCCGGGCACGGUGGUGUGCGCGCGCGCCGGGGCCGGCCGCCUCCACUUCCCACACACACGGCGACGGCUGCCGGGAGCCAUAAUCAUCGGCGCACGCAAGGCUGGGACGCGUGCACUGCUCGAGAUGAUGAACGUCCACCCACAGGUGAUGCGGGCCUCGCGUGAGGUCCACUUUUUCGACCGCGACAACAACUACCGGCGCGGCCUGGACUGGUACCGGCGGCGCAUGCCGCUCUCGUUCGACGACCAGAUCACUGUGGAGAAGUCUCCCAGCUACCUGGUGACACAGACGGUUCCAGAACGGGUGGCCCGCAUGAAUCAGACGAUCCGUCUACUGGUGGUGGUUCGCGAGCCAGUGGCGCGGCUCAUCUCCGACUACGCUCAGUACCUGGACAAGGGGGCUCGGGGCGGCAAGCCGCGGCUACGGCUUCCCGAGCUCGUGCUGCGCCCGAACGGCUCUGUGCGCACCGAGUCGCGCCUCGUCAAGAUCUCCAUCUACCACCGGCACGUGCGCCGCUGGCUGCAGCACUUCCCGUCGGAGGCGCUGCUCAUAGUGGAUGGUGACCGGCUGGUGAGGGAGCCACUGCCCGAGCUGCGCCGUGUCGAGAAGCACCUCAGACUACCGCCCUACCUCAAUGAGAACCACUUCUACUUCAACGACACUAAAGGCUUCUACUGCAUUGCCAACGAUAACGGCAGUAAGUGUUUGGCUGAAUCGAAAGGGCGUAAGCACCCUCCGACCGACCCGCAGCUGGUACAAAAGCUGCGCCGCUUUUUUGCACCACACAACCGGAAGUUUUAUCGGUUGACUCAGAAGAACUACUCGUGGCCUGAGACUUAGUGGACGAUGUAAGCGAUGGCCUCAGAUGGUCCCUCCACACCGCUGGCAGACAUUUUCUAUAUCGUUUUACCUUAUUUGGAAAUGGGUGACCGCAUGUUUUUACAGCUUGCAUUUCAGUUCUGGGUAUCUUAUACGCAUCUCCUACAUCCCACUCCAUUGAAUCACAGUGAGUAGGAAGUGACAUGGGAAGGGCAGAUAAGGUUCAUAAUCUUUGGUACUCCGUACUCGUCCUUCAUUGACACCCAAAAUUAUGUCCAGUUUAGCAGAACUCUUGCCUAAGAUGCCAGCCCUGGUUACCAAUUUUUAUGUGGGUGUGCAUGGGUCAUGGACAUAUAAUGUGUCCACCACUGGAAUCGAGGGGCGAAAUUUAGUGAGCAUAGCUUUUUGUAUGCUUUUCUAGCAUGUGUAGAAAUGUGGUCUGGACGGGUAUCAUAUUUGAGUAGCUGAUCGUAGUUUUCCGGUUAGUUGUGAUGCGCGACGUGUCUGCCACUUACAGUCUGUCCUUUCUGGCAGACUAGACUGGGCUUCAAUGUCUGUCAUGCCAUAGACUUGAAGCAAUGGUUCGCUGGUGGCGCCGCCGUGGGUACGCGAACGACAAGUGAACACUCUGACGCUAUGGCCGCCUCGUUGUAGAGAUGGGAUGGCGUCCAUAUUCUUUUUGUAACGAUAAUUCAUUGUUAAGGUGAGCGAUUUAAUUCCUCAUAAAUAGCAGUCAGUCAAGAGAUCAUAUUAUUGUACAAGAAACAGUACCUUUUUAAGUGCAGCAUUAUUAUCUUGUGAUGAGAACUUGAUUUUGCAGCUUAAUAAUAGCUUACUAAUGGGAAUGGGCUAACAUAUCGUCGCAUAUCACGACAUCAUCGUUAGGUAAUAAGCAUAUGCAUGCUGUGCAUGUAGUCCUGUGCGGUAUUUUCGAUAUAACUUUAUACCGCCAUGCGGUGCGCACAAGUUGGUUUUCCAUUGAGUGUUGAUGGAUGGCGAGACCGAUGCCAUUCUACAGAGACCCUUUUCGUCUGCCUCGUCCGGAGUGUGACGAGCAGCUCGGGCCAGUCGGGCUCUCUCUCAGUUGUCCAUGACUCAUGAGGGAAGCGUUUCACCUGCGUGUGCCUGUGUUGACGAACUAUGACAAUCGCUGUUCUUGAACGUCGAGCUGCAUUCCUUAUUUACUUGUGGAGAUCAUCUACUGUCGACUGAAAGUUGCCUAGCGUAUGCUACUUUCCUUUUUGUGUCCAGUAGGUGUAGUUGAUCUUAUUGCUCCAGUGGUAGUUUCCCAGUAUGCCCAACAUUGAUCAGACGCACGAUAUCGUUCAGCGUAUACUAUGCUUCCAGCGAUGAUAGUGCACAGUGCUUUUGAUUCAGUGAGUGGUGCUGCGCCCACUAGGUAGCUAAGACUGGACUCCACGACCAUUGCGAUCAUGCGUCAACGAAUAUCACCAGCCCAGGUCCUAGAGCUGAGGGAAGAUGUGAGGGAUACCGGCCUAUAAGUAUUGCACUGUAGGCCGUUCAGUAGCCUAUGGACCAGAUCGUGAGUCGGUCACAGAUGUGGCUGAUUGUGGGUAAAUGGGCUUGUCCACAACCGCGAGGAACCAGCUGCAGUGUUUGUGUGGUUAUACACGUCAUGAAAACCACCGCUACCCAUUAUGUUGUCUUCUUUUGUUCCCCGUCGUUCCACGCCAUCCAUUUCUUUUAACAACUUUGUCCUUCCACGCUGUUCUGUUUGACCUUUUCAAUUUUCAAAGCACAUUUUACGUUGUUAACGAGUGUUCGUUGCCGUUCCUAAGUUCUGGCUUUUGGCUCUACGUGACAAUGUCGUGUGUUCAGAUGCUGGACCACCAUAUUCAUUUCCAGCCUUUCCUUAACCCUGCCGGCGUCGCGACUUGCUUGUCCUUUUCCUCGUGUUUUGGUUUGCCUCAAGCGUUCGAUCGGCCUAGUUCUAUAGGAUGAAAUAUCGGUGUGAACUGUACCGUUGCCAAUCACUGCUAGUUUGAAACAGAUGAGUACAGCCGAGCUGUCGAUUGUAGUAAGUGCGAGUGGCAAGCCAGUGUGUUACUGCACAUUGCCAUAUUCGGUUGCACUUGUAUGCAAUGCGCAAGAGCUACUGGCUGCAUGACCCGUUUGCUCCAGGUCAUUACAGUGGUGAACAGACAGUGCAGACCUGUUUUAAGGCCAAUAGUCCAUAAAUGUGUCCGUUUUGGGGCAAACUGUCAUUGCAAGGCGUUAUAGCCUUUUUGUAGUUUGUAGCACCGUGGUAGCUAAAAAACUUGUCAUUUACGUUAUAAAUGUUGUGUGGUUUGGGUUAAGUUCUUGCGUUGUCUAUUUUCGGCGUGUCAAACGCAUCGUUGUAACACGUUUCGCAAAAAAAAAAAUCAAAUAACACACGUUUCGUUUAUCGGCUUUGUGGUUCGUAAGGACCGUUCGUCGAGAACAUUGAGAAUCAAUAAAUCUCGUUAUACGAG
Messenger RNA from Amphibalanus amphitrite, 3892 nucleotides. Its product is annotated as heparan sulfate glucosamine 3-O-sulfotransferase 5-like. The record is from RefSeq and is a predicted model, not a curated record. Lineage: Eukaryota; Metazoa; Arthropoda; Thecostraca; Balanomorpha; Balanidae. Gene Ontology annotation, molecular function: [heparan sulfate]-glucosamine 3-sulfotransferase activity. The transcript has 5 exons. Bases 489 to 1439 code for a protein of 316 amino acids.